AUGCGUCGUGGUCGUGAGACUCUUCUGACGCUCCUCGAAGCGUUCGUGUACGACCCCCUGGUGGAGUGGGGGGGCGGUCGCAAGAAGAGAGGUGCGAGGCAUGUGCGUGCAGCGCGUGCUAUGCUAGCCGUCAGGGUGCGAGAGCUUAAGCACACGGCUAAUGAAGUCACAGACCAACUUUUGGCGAUACUUCCGGAGGUGACAGAGAGUGCAGAUAAAUGGUUAGAGGAAAACGAGGAACUAAAGGCCGUAGAGGCGAAACUUCAGAUGUGUCAUCAGCAGAUGGCUCUCGUCAAAGAGAUUGAAGCGUAUGGAAACAACCUUAACGAUCAUCCGCUUUACGCCAUUUCACAAAAAUACACAUCCUACAAACAAGCUAAAAACGCUGUAGACGACUCGAUGAAAGCGCUUGUGAAAAUUUUGAACGAUUUUGAUACACAGAUAGAAAGUUUAGCAACAACUAUUGAAGUAUUAAACGGACCUCAAUUAAUGACGUGGGUUCAGGAGUUCUCUGGAUCCAAUGAAGACGAGGAACAGCCAAUCUUCGAGCAUAUAAAAGAAUUUUUAACAAACGCUGGACAAAGCUCAAUGAUAUCCCAAUGCGAGCAAGCAGAACAAGAACUGAACCAAAGCAUGCAACAGACGAAUCAACUCGUCAGGACCUGUCUAGAACUUCUGACACAGUAUGUAGCCGUUUCGCAGUACUAUCCCCAGAGUCAGACCGAGUACCAUCGUUUAAUGAUGUUCCGCAAAUAUCUGGCGGCAGCCUUAGAAAGUAAAUCACCAGAAGUGUGUCGUGAAGUAUCCAAUCAAGUGGCUGCCUUAGUGAAUGCUGAAUCCAAUACGGUCGAUUCUCAACAGAUAGUUGCAUACAACUAUCGCCUGCAACAGAUAAACACUGAAGCCACAGCAGUUCUCAACAAGUGCCUUGAAAGGCUUCAAGCGGAGGGAGGUCCCGAUGCUGUUCUUUUAGCGCAGGAAGCAUAUAUGGAGGCUAAAACUAAUAUCAGUAACUGGGUUCGGACGGAGGAGGGGGCUACAUCAGCGUUGGAAAAUGUUGUGAUUGGCAUGCUCUGUAACUUGAACAGACGUUAUUUGAUGUUGGAGAAUGGAGCUCAAAGCGCUGGCGACUGUCUUGUGGACUUAACAUCAAGGGAAGGGGAGUGGUUCCUGGACGAUAUGAGCUCUUUAUCUAUGCAAGCUGUCGAACUAUUAUCACUAUUACCUUUGCAAUCGGCCUCAGUCGAGGAUGCCGCUUUACCAGUCGCUGUAGAAUGCGUGAGAAACGCGAAUCUUCUGCUUGCAGACUUGGUACAACUGAAUUACAAUUUCAGUACAAUAAUUUUACCGGAAGCUAUAAAGAAAGUGCACUCGGAAGACCCCUCUGCACUGCUGAUGAUUAACGAAUUGAAUAAUGUAAUCCUGAAUACACCGAUACCUCUGAAUGAACUACUGACGCAGUUGGAGAUGCACUUCAGAUAUUUAGUCAUGGAUAUGGAGUCUCCAGCGUCAGGAGUACAGGUCAUAGCCGCGGAGCUACGGUCGCGCUACGAGACCCUGCUAUCAUCAUCACCAGAAAGUGAGAGCCAGUCAGCGGGACGCAUGCUACUGAUGGGCUUUAAUGGGCUAUUUGCAGCGGUAGAACUUCGGGCCAGAGAAUUGGCUGACCACCUAGCAGCGCCAGUGCCUCCCGCCUGGCGUAAGAUUGACCAUAUCAAUGAUGCUAUGCAUAUGUCGGCGGCAAUGCAAAGUCCGACUCUUCGCUCGGUCCUUGAAGAUAUCUUCAUAGUUCGUCGCAUCCAAACAGUUGCGGAAGUAUUCGCCCUUUGUGCCCAACUGGCCUUUGCCUUCCGGGGAACUACCGCUAACAAUACACCAGCUCCGAACACACUGGGGCUACACGAUGAUAACGCUCUCUGCAAACCUGUAAAGAGGUUUACAGCUGAGUACGUGUCGCGUUGCGUGCUGGGCGUGCAUUCAAAGGCCCUGGCAGCUGCGCUGUGUUUGUUACUGAGACGAGCGCAUCUUGAUCUUUCCGCUGAAGUCGAGCAGAAGGAGAUAGGUGCGUCGUGGAGCGUGACGCUGGAGUCGCUGUGCGAGAAGGCGCGCGCGGCGCGGGGCGCGGCGGCGGGGCGCGACGUGCGCGCCGCGGCGCUGGCGGGCGCGCUGCAGGCCAGCCGCGCGCGCCUGCAGCGCGCCGCGCACGCCGAGCGCGGCGCCGAGCGCGCGCGUGCCGCCGCCCGCGCCGCGCGCCUGCGCGCUGCCGCGCACGCGCACCUCCACGCCGAGGUGCUGAACAGCGCCCAGGACCCCAGCGGGGCGCUGUCCCGGCGCGCGCGGGAGUUGUUGGCAGCUUUGGAGAAACUACAAGCCGCACUCGACAAAACUCAGGCUCUCGUCUCUGCUGCGCACCAGAGACUGAAGUGGGGCGCCGGCGCCAACCCGGCGCUGCGCGGCGUGGUGCGCGCGCUGGAGGGCGGCUGGGGCGCCCGCAGCGCGCGCGCGCAGCGCCUGGCCGGCGCCGCCGCGGCCCUGGCGCCGCACGCGCGCGCCGCGCUGGCGCUCAGCGCCUCGCCGGCCGCGCGCCUCGCCCGCGCCGCCCGCGCCCGCGCGCAUGCGCGCUCCGCUCGCGCCGCGCUCGCGCACUGGGAGAAGGCAUGCUCGCUGGCGCAGAAGUAUUCGCUUGAAGUGUCGCCAGUGGAAGAGUCACUCAUGGAAAUGCUACACCCGGAAGGAAACAUCGACUCGCAAUGGGUGGGCAAUGUGUCGGCACUAGUGCGCGAAACGGCAAACGCUCUGAGCGAAGCGCGCACCCGCGCAGACGCCGAUGUCCAACGCGCUGCAGUGCGCGUGCGCGCCGCCGGCGCUGCGCUGCGCGGCGCUGCGGCGGCGCGCGAGGCGCUGCACGCGGAGCUGGCGGGGCCGCUGCGGGCGCUGCGGACCCUGCAGGAGGUACCCUGCGAGCUGUCUUGUUAA
Messenger RNA from Melitaea cinxia (Glanville fritillary), 2976 nucleotides. RefSeq names its product serine/threonine-protein kinase SMG1-like. The transcript is spliced from 10 exons. The record is from RefSeq and is a predicted model, not a curated record. NCBI's taxonomy places the organism in Eukaryota, Metazoa, Arthropoda, Insecta, Lepidoptera, Nymphalidae. Bases 1 to 2976 code for a protein of 991 amino acids.